UAGACAACUCAGAGAUAAGAAACACUAAAUCACACACAAAAUACCAAUAUAUGUCGUUUUCAUAUCAAUUGUGAGGGAGAGAGUGUUAUACCAUACAUAGAUAUUACAAAAAUGAAAGAAGCUAUGUAAGUAUACUUAUAUAGCUUUUUUUGUAGUGGUAGUAGAGAGGUAACAAAUUAAUAGUGUGUGAUCUUCCAAUUAUGGGGGCGGAGAGAUUUUUGGGGUGCAGGGUUGAUCGGAAGAGUGGCGAGGACGAAGAUGAUGAUUUUAGUUUGGAAGGAUUUCAUCAUGAGCUGGAUGAUGAGCAAGAGGAUCCAAUUUCCGACGACGACUGUGGCGGCGAGGCGGAGGAGCGAAGAAUAUACUGGGAAUCACAACACUUGUUGCUUCAGGAAAUAGUGGAGCAAUAUAACGCAGUUGGAUGGAAGCUGAGGGAAGAAAUGAAGAGACAAAUAGAGAUAGCAAGAGAGAGUAGCAGAAGCACAUUAUUAUGCAGCCUAAGGCGAGCAGCUGUGAAUCAGCUUUGCAGCAAGGGCCUCAAUGCAGCCCUCUGUUUAUCCCACUGGAAGCCAACUCACAACACUCCAGCAGGGUGGCACGAGUACAUAGAGGUGAGGGUGAACACACAGGGAAAGAAGAAGCAGAUCCCAUUUGUAGUAGAAGUAGGGUUUAGGGAAGAGUUUAGAAUGGCAAAAGCCAGUGAGGAAUACAAGAAACUAAUAAAGCAAGUGCCGGAGAUGUAUAUAGGCAAGUGGGAGCAUAUGAAGGCCAUCAUCCGCCUGUUGUGCGAAGCCGCCAAGAAAUCAGCGCAGGAGCAGAACAUCCACAUCGGUCCAUGGAGGAACAAGACUUUCAUGCAGAUGAAAUGGUCUCCUUCUUCCUCUUCCAACCACUUGCCAACAACUUCCAAGCUUGCUUAGUCUUUUUCAAUAUUAUGGACCAUAGAUUUUUGUACAAGAGAGUAUAUUGUAGUAUGCUUUUAUGCAACAAUUAAAUAAUACCAAGUUCAAUAAUAAUUUGUUCCUGAUGUUCA
Salvia hispanica is the source of this 1033-nucleotide messenger RNA. RefSeq lists its product as uncharacterized. The record is from RefSeq and is a predicted model, not a curated record. Lineage: Eukaryota; Viridiplantae; Streptophyta; Magnoliopsida; Lamiales; Lamiaceae.